AUGCCACUUAAGCCCCAGUGCCAUCAAAGCCAUCCUCAACAAAUCAACGAGGUGAAGCUAAUAUUUAAGGUCCAGUUUAUAUUUACAUAUAAGAGUUCCAUUAGAUUAGCGUUUGAUCUUGAACUAAUAGUCGCUUCAUUCAACAAUAAGUUAGACGGCAGGUGGGGACCACUUGACAUAGCUGUCGAUCGAGACGGGCAAAUGUGUGCAUGUUGCAUGCACACGUGUUCCCUCGCCAGAGUCCGUGUGGCGUUCCCCCUUUCCCCUGUAUCCCCCUAUAGCCCCACGGUACCCAAUGGGUGCUUAGGCCGUAGGCCGUCGUGGUAGUUGGAGUAUAAAAAAAAAACCACUUUACUGCCGAAUCGUCUACACGUCCUUUUUCAUCAAGACAACCCACGUCCCCAUAUUGCUCGGCGUACUACUUUCUUCACGAAGUAG
Messenger RNA from Acanthoscelides obtectus, 438 nucleotides. NCBI's taxonomy places the organism in Eukaryota, Metazoa, Arthropoda, Insecta, Coleoptera, Chrysomelidae. The record is from the annotation of a GenBank genome assembly.